AUGUGCUCGAGAUUAGGUUUCGCGAUCAUUCUGUGCGCACUUCCCAUAAUCGCCGGUUUCCAACAGCAAUACUUCAGGGUUCCACCAAAGAGUUUGAGGGUCCAGGAAGGUUCAGAGGCAGUUCUAGAGUGCGCUGUUGCUAAUCUGGCUGGCCAGGUUCAAUGGGCGAAAGAUGGAUUUGCUCUUGGUUUCUCAUCAGUUAUACCUGGAUAUCCUCGCUACACGAUGUUCGGGGAUCGUCGCCACGGCAUCUACAACCUUCGCAUCAUCAACACCACUUUGGAAGACGAUGCUGAAUAUCAGUGUCAAGUUGGACCAGCUCAAAUGCAUAAAGUCAUACGAGCGAACGCCAGCCUUACAGUUAUAUCGCCACCGAAUGCCGUGGAGAUCGUCAAUCAUCCACACAAUUCCAAGUUAGAGGUGAAGGAAGGUGAGGACGUGGUGUUAGAGUGUCAGGUGAAAAACGCUAAACCAGCUGCCAAGAUAGUGUGGUACAGAGGAAACCAGGAGAUGAAAGGAGAUAAAGUUUCAAGCGAAGACAUCAAAGAAGUCGAAGCCGCGAAUGGAAAUCCUAAAUCAACGAGAUAUACAACAAUAUCCAGAGUUCACUUCAAAGCUGCUUCAGAGGACGAUUAUGCUGACUUCACGUGUGAAGCACGACAUGAAGCGCUUCAGAGAGAUAUGCCGAUGCGAAGCACGGUGCAACUCAGUGUACUAUAUCCGCCUGGUGCACCAUAUAUUGAAGGUUAUGCCGAGGGCGAAACUGUUAGAAGAGGACAAAGUCUGGAGCUGGUCUGCCGGAGUAGAGGAGGGAAUCCGCCAGCACAGCUGAUAUGGUACAAAAACGGCGAGCAAAUACGAAUGGCAUACAGAACAAGCGGCAGGAUGUCCGAAAACGUGUUGUCUUUCAAGGCGGACGCGUCUGAUAACAAAGCGAGAUACACUUGUGAGGCUAAAAACAUCAUGAUAAGCAACACACUGAAGGCUGAGAUAGACCUCACUGUACUAUUUGCACCGUCCCACGUGACUAUAUCCGGCCCUUCAGAAGCGAGGGUCGGUGAUCCAGUACCCUUGAGCUGCAGCACGGCCCCUUCAAACCCGGCUGCCGAUAUCAAAUGGUUGGUCUUAGGUAAACACCACAGGGAAGCAAGCAACAGAACCGUCAUAUCUCCCGAUGGUGGCUGGAUUACAACGUCUAAUAUCACUGUUGUGGUGGAGCCACAUCGACGCUCCAUCGUCGUGGUAUGCCACGGCAUUAACGGACAACUUACUGAAAACGUGGUCGCCACACACACCAUCAAUGUACUAUAUCCACCUUCAGCUCCAAUGAUAACUGGUUACAUUCCCGGAACGACUCUCUCAUCUGGUACGGUACAAAAACUAUCCUGCAUAUCCACUGGUGGAAAUCCGUUGGCUACAUUGACUUGGUUUAAGAAUGACAAAAAGAUACAUUCGAUAACGAAAACCACGGACAAGUCUGUGUCAGCUGAGAUAUCAAUACUCACAAACGUGACUGACAACCAAGCUCAAUAUAGAUGCGAAGCGACCAACACAGCUACAGAGAUACCACUGUUUGAAACUGUCACUUUGAAUGUACAUUUCGCACCGGAGACUGUAAAAGUUAGAGCAUCACCCGCCGAGCUAACUCCUGGUAUAGAAGGCACAUUAUACUGUGAUGCAGCUUCUAGCAAUCCACCCGCCACGCUAUCCUGGUGGAGGGAUGGUAUACCGGUUCAAGGCUUGCCAAUGCAGUUGAAGAAAGGCUUACACGGCGGUACAGUUUCUACAGUAGAACUCAAACUAAACAUCACAAAGGAAUUAAACGGCGCAGUAUAUACAUGUCAGGCUUCAAACGACGCUCUACAACGCAGCGUUCACGAUGCAUUGACACUUAAAGUAUUCUAUCCGCCGAUUUUCGAUGACACGCCCCUCUCUAUAGUGGGGGUUGAAAAUGAACCUUUGGUUGUCAUGCUACGUGCGGACGGCAACCCUUCAAGUAUUACGUACACCUGGACUAAAGAUGGACUUCCAGUUACGCAGGCUUCGUAUAGCAGUGCCAACGAUCGUAUUGUGUCUUCGGGAGGCACUUUGAAUAUGACUCGUGUGUCACGACACGACGCCGGGACUUACUCCUGUGAAGCCUUAAACGCUUAUGGCAGCGCCAGGAUUAACAUUACAGUUAAUGUGCACUAUCCAGCCGAUAUUAAGUCUGUCUGGCAGACAGGUAUUGUGAAUCCUAAUGAUAACGCUGUACUGGCUUGUACGGCUAGCGGUAACCCAUUAACAUCGGAUCACAUAAAAUGGGAACGCAAAAACUAUGACAUGUCAACAAAAAUAGUUACAUUUGAAUCUAAGAAUCAAACUAGCUAUCUAACUAUAGAGAGGGCGUCUAGAAAUGAUGUCGGCUUGUUUGAAUGUGUCGUGAACAACGGCAUCGGCGGUGAAACACGACAAGAAGUUAUGUUGGUUGUUAAAUUCAAACCUGAAAUGAAUACUUCGCCGACACUCGCAAAAUCCGCGUCAAAUGUCGGUCAAGUUGGACGACUUACUUGCAAAUGCAAAUCAGCGCCAGCACCGAACUUCACAUGGUCAAAGGCGGGUGUGAAGCUUCCCGUGAAUACUUCUACUAAAUAUUUCGCUGAAUAUCAUAAGAAUGAUGCAAUAACUUAUACGUCUGUGUUAUUAAUAAACGAUAUAAGUACAUCUGACUACGGCUCGUAUGAGUGCGGCGCGAGGAACGAACUAGGAUACGGUUCAGUCUCCGUGAAAUUGGAUGUCACUGGACCACCAGACCCGGUGUCGUCUAUAGUAGUAACGAACGUCACACACGACACUGUCACACUGGAGUGGGUGCCGGGCUUCGACGGAGGGUUGACAUCGUGGUUCAGAGUUAGAUAUCGCAAACCCCACGACUCAACAUACACGUAUCACGACGUGACCCCCAACACGACCCACUACACUGUGUCGGGCUUGGAGCGACACACGGACUACGUGCUGUCUGUGAUGGCGAUCAACGGAAUGGGGGAAAGUCGAUAUAGACCUGAUGAUACAAGGGUCACGACCCUCAACAUAAUCCCACCAGUACAAUCUAGUUCCGAGUACAAUUCAUACAAUGUUCCCGGUGUAUUUAUUAUAACUGGUACACUAGUCGGUACAGCGCUCAUAUUGUUAAAUGUACUUCUGGUUGGGUUCUGUCUGCACAGGAGGACCAACAAACGUAUACGAGCUUCAUCAGAAGUUGGUGAGCUGAACGUAGUGUCCACGGAGCAUGUAGAGACAGCGGACGUGUCUAAAUCAGUAGUUCUAUAUGUCUGCGUGACCGUCGCUGUGUUAGUUAUAAUAAACGCUGUUUUAGUUGCUUGUUUUGUAUUAAAACGACGCUCCAAGCGUUCUAAAGAGCAAGCUGGGCAGUCGUCAAAAUCAACUCCCAUAGAAAUGUACGCCCCUUCAUCUUACAACGACACUAUGGGUGAGACACUUAGCUCUGUGUCAGAGAAGUCUGAAACAUAUUCACAAGAUGAGGCGCCGCCCGUACCUGACGUACCAAGCAUGCCGAGACAUAUGAUGAACCAGUCUGAUUCCUAUCUGUUGGAUGAGAGCCUGGUCCCUCCGCCUUUAGACUACCCUCCGCCCAACUACGUGUAUGAUGAACACGCGAGGACUCUGCCUCACCCGCACAGACUGAGAGACGUGCGGGGACAUAGCACGCUCGGGAGGACGACCGGUAAACAAGCGUACGUACCAACGCCGAGUCCCAUGCCGCCUCUCGACGGUUCAUACUACAACAUGGCUUCCGAUAGAUACCUGUCGUAUCCACCACUCAUUGGAGAAUACUUACAACAGCAAGCCGGUAGAACUCCGACUCCGCCACAACAAUACUCCAGAGACAAUCAUUUGAGUCCACCGAAUUGUGGAAUCGAUGGUGAACGAGCCGUUCCCCCCGAUGUGACAGUUCUACAUCCCCCUGUAUGUACACAGCAGUUUCCACUAAACCCGUCUCUAUCAGUGAAGCAACCUCAGUCUAUACUAAAAGACCCGUCGAGACAUAAAUACAGCAACCAAUACGGAAGUCCUAUAUCGUCCAGCUCGCCUCAGAAUCAAAAUCAAAUAUUAACAGUACAGAACUUAACUGAUGUACCACAAUACGGAACUAUAAAGAAAGAUAAGAAACAGAACGUAACUAUAGACGAAUCGUUCAACAAACAACAAACACACGUAGUUUAA
Messenger RNA from Danaus chrysippus (African queen), 4224 nucleotides. The record is from the annotation of a GenBank genome assembly. NCBI's taxonomy places the organism in Eukaryota, Metazoa, Arthropoda, Insecta, Lepidoptera, Nymphalidae.